AUGAGUGCACGUCGACAUUCUCGUCGGCAAGCCUCGGUCGAGUAUCCCCGCCACCCCCCUCUGUCUGCUGCAAGCAACCUUCAAGCGCCGAAUCAGGUGCCUCAGAUAUCAGACUAUGAAUCCGAUACAGCUUAUGCCUAUCUCUCCGACCAACCUCCGUCUACACAGUUACCGGUCCCAUCACGUACCAUCGACGAGUUGAACCUCUCCGUCCUUCAACGCUACAAUCCUUCCAUCAAGUCUAUCCCAUGCGUUGCGCCUUACGCGGUCAUCUACACUUUUUCCCCUUUGCCAGAGCCGGCAUGGAUCAAGUCAGGAGUCGAAGGGUCACUUUUCAUAUGUCAGCUCGAACCCGGAGAGUUAGGUGAGGACAGGUUCACUGCUAUCGUGCUCAACCGAAGAGGUUUAGAGAAUUUUGAGGCACAGCUCAGAGAGGACGAGACUGGGGGUGUAGAAUUGACAGAUGAUUACAUCAUUGUCACGUCCAAUGCCUCCGGCCAGCCAACAGCAUCCGGCAUUUGGGUUUUCAGCGAAGGUCCAGGAAGCUCGACAGCAAUCACCAGAGAUCUGGUAGCCCAGUUUGUGAAAGAAAAGGCUGUAGAAGCAGGCCAGAGUCGGAAGGUGGCUGAAGAAGCUCGAAAGCAGAGGAGUACAACUUUGUAUCCACUCUACCAACAAGACAACGGCUUCGGUGCUCCGAUGGGCAGGCAGAUCUCCUUGCAGGAAAUGUUAGGACAGCAGCGGAAGGACGAUGACGAGUGGAGCAUAAAGAUGCACAGUCCAGAUGGCAGCCAGCCUCCAAGUCUACCAUUGCGUGCCUCGAGACAGGCACAACAAGGACCGCAGCCAGUAACUCAGCAACAGCAGCACCCACAAGCUCUGUCACAAAACCAUCUCCAAGAUCUUUUUAUGAAAGCAGGGUUGAGCGGUUGA
Molecule: messenger RNA, 933 nt
Organism: Endocarpon pusillum Z07020
Lineage: Eukaryota; Fungi; Ascomycota; Eurotiomycetes; Verrucariales; Verrucariaceae
Exons: 1
Coding region: 1-933 (310 amino acids)
Biological process (GO): deadenylation-dependent decapping of nuclear-transcribed mRNA; positive regulation of catalytic activity; deadenylation-independent decapping of nuclear-transcribed mRNA
Cellular component (GO): P-body
Molecular function (GO): enzyme activator activity; mRNA binding
Source: RefSeq, a predicted model, not a curated record